AUGAGGAAGGAAGUUUUGCCGCCGGUGACCACCACCACCGUUAAAUUCCUCGUCUGCUUCGAGAAGAGGCCACUGAUUGCUACAUUGCUAGCUCUCUCCCUCGUCAUGAUUAUCUGGAACCUUCCUCCUUACUACCACAAUCUCAUCUCCACCACUCGUCCCUGCUCCGCCGCCACGAUAACCACCGCAUUAGUCUCCUCCUCCUCCUCAUCUUCCGCGGCGGCGAAUUUCACCACCUCCCUCUCGGCCACACCGGUAGCUUCUCAGAAGUACGAUUCCGUCGAUUCGAAGCCCUCAGAUCCGAACAAGCGCGUUUUCCAACCGUUCGGUAACGCGGCGGCGCUUUUCGUCCUCAUGGGAGCUUACCGCGGCGGUCCGGCGACAUUUGCUGUGGUCGGACUCGCGUCGAAGCCGAUCCAUGUCUUCGGAAAACCAUGGUUUAAGUGCGAGUGGUUAUCCAGCAAUGGAACCUCGAUUCGAGCUAAAGCAGUGAAGAUUCUACCGGAUUGGGGAUACGGUCGAGUAUACACCGUCGUCGUCGUCAAUUGCACUUUUCAAUCGAACCCUAACUCCGACAAUUCCGGAGGUAAGCUCAUGCUCAACGCUUACUACGGAGAAUCUCCGAAACUGUUCGAGAGAUUGGCGACGCUAGAGGAAUCCGCCGGAUCUUACGACGAAUCGAAAUUCUCGCCGCCGUAUCCGUACGAGUACCUUUACUGUGGCUCGUCUCUGUACGGUAACGUGAGCUCGUCGCGUAUGAGGGAGUGGAUGGCUUACCACGCCUGGUUCUUCGGCGACAAGUCGCAUUUCGUCUUCCACGAUGCUGGUGGGGUUUCGCCGGAGGUUAGGGAGGUUCUCGAGCCGUGGAUUCGCGCCGGGAGGGUCACGCUUCAGGAUAUUCGUGACCAGUCGCAGUACGACGGCUACUACUAUAAUCAGUUCUUGAUCGUUAAUGAUUGCUUGCAUCGGUAUCGUCACGCUGCGAAUUGGACCUUCUUCUUCGAUGUUGAUGAGUACAUCUAUUUGCCCGACGGGAAUACGCUUGAAUCAGUGCUCGCCGAGUUCUCCGUUAACACUCAGUUCACAAUUGAGCAGAACCCAAUGUCUAAUGUUCUUUGCUUAAACGAUUCCUCUCAAGAUUAUCCCAGGCAAUGGGGAUUUGAGAAGAUGCUAUUUAAGGAAUCAAGAACAAACAUACGCCGUGACAGGAAAUACGCGAUCCAGGCCAAGAACGCGUUUGCGACAGGAGUUCACAUGUCUGAAAACGUAGUAGGCAAAACACUACACAAGACGGAGAAAAAGAUCCGUUACUACCAUUACCACAACACCAUAACCGUGCACGAGGAGCUUUGCAGAGUGAUGUUACCUGUUUCAGCCAAGGACAAUGUGACAUUUUACAAUAAGCUUCCAUAUGUGUACGACGACAACAUGAAGAAGCUAGUGAAAACGAUUAAAGAGUUUGAACAGACUAAACUCGGGAAGAAAGAUGUGGAAAAUUUCUCAUGA
Molecule: messenger RNA, 1506 nt
Organism: Thlaspi arvense
Lineage: Eukaryota; Viridiplantae; Streptophyta; Magnoliopsida; Brassicales; Brassicaceae
Source: the annotation of a GenBank genome assembly